Messenger RNA from Labrus mixtus (cuckoo wrasse), 5766 nucleotides. RefSeq names its product endophilin-B2-like. Gene Ontology annotation, biological process: membrane organization. The transcript has 12 exons. Gene Ontology annotation, cellular component: cytoplasm; membrane. The record is from RefSeq and is a predicted model, not a curated record. Gene Ontology annotation, molecular function: protein binding. NCBI's taxonomy places the organism in Eukaryota, Metazoa, Chordata, Actinopteri, Labriformes, Labridae. The coding region runs from base 90 to 1352 and encodes 420 amino acids.
GAUUAACGAUCCUGCGUCUGCUGCUACAUCAUCUCAGCUGAUCCGGAGGAUUCCCUCUGCGGGGACAAACAAGAGCCCGGCCCGCCUGAAUGCUCAGCUCAGACCAGCAUCACACCAUGGAUUUCAACGUCAAAAAACUGGCUUCCGAUGCGGGGGUCUUCUUCACACGCGCUGUGCAGUUCACAGAGGAGAAGCUCGGUCAGGCUGAGAAGACGGAGCUGGACGCCCACUUAGAGAACCUGAUCAGUCGAGGGGACGGCACCAAGAACUGGACCGAGAAGAUCCUGAGACAGACGGAAGUGCUGCUGCAGCCCAACCCGAGCGCUCGAAUAGAAGAGUACAUCUACGAUAAGCUGGACAAGAAGCUUCCCUCCAAGGCCACCAACGCAGAGCUGCUGGGACAGUACAUGCUGGACGCCGCCACUGAAUUCGGUCCAGAGACGCCGUACGGCAGCACUCUGAUCACCGUGGGAGAAUAUCAGAAGAGACUGGGAGGAGCCGAGCGGGAGCUCCUCCACACCUCCGCGACAACUUUCCUCACUCCACUCCGCAACUUCCUGGAGGGAGACUGGAGGACCAUUUCUAAAGAGCGGCGACUUCUGGAGAACCGUCGCCUCGAUCUCGACAUCUGCAAAGCUCGAGUGAAAAAAGCAAAGCAGGCUGAAGCCAAGGCAGCGGCUGCACCCGAUUUUCAGGAGACACGGCCUCGAAAUUAUGUUCUGUCUGCCAGUGCAUCUGCGCUGCAGAGCGGCUGGGAGAGCUGGGAUUUGACGGCUGAACCCAAUAUGUCCGAGGAGGGCAAGCUUCUGAGUGAGGAAGUAGACAAAGCAGAACAUGAACUCCGUGUUGCUCAGACAGAAUUCGACCGGCAGGCCGAGGUCACCAGACUGCUGCUGGAGGGGAUCAGCAGCACCCAUCUCAACCACCUGCGUUGUUUGCAGGACUUUGCGGAGGCUCAGGCGACUUACUACGCCCAGUGUCAUCACUACAUGCAGGACCUCCAGCGGGAGCUCAGCAGAUGUGCUAAUUCUGUCAGCGGCCCAAACCCCGUCUCCUCAGCCUUCCCGUCUGGACCUUCACCCACCGGGGCUGCGGUCUCCUCCUCCUCCUCCUCGUCUAACCAGAAGCCAAGAACGCCGACCAUGGAACAGAUGCAGCUCCCAGUCACAGGAGCCAGAAAGGCCAAAGUCCUGUAUGACUACGAUGCCCACGAUGCCAGCGAGCUCUCCCUCCUGGCUGAUGAGCUAAUCACCGUCUACACCGUACCGGGAAUGGACCCUGACUGGUUGAUCGGAGAGCGUGGGAACGACAAAGGCAAAGUUCCUGUCACCUACCUAGAACUGCUGAGUUAAUGGACCAAACAUCAGGACACACACACACACACACACACACACACACACACACACACACACACACACACAAAACGAACACUUAUGCAAACCUGUUUCUAAAAAAACAGAUGAGAAAUAUGGGAAAGUGGAAUUAAACUCUGGUGACUGUGUUAGUAAUGUUUUCGGGUCAUUCGACAUCUUCACAGAUUGUUGUCUCGUUGCGGUUAAUGUGUGUGUGCUCAGAGUGGGAUUGUUUUGACAACAGUUCCUGCGACACUUCCUCAACCUGCUAACAAUGCAUAUUCGUUGUUUUCAUGUCAAACUGAUUUCAUGUCGAUUUUUGUUCCGUUUUAUUUUCGGCUUUCAAACAUUACAACCCCUUUUCGUCCACUGGUGCAUUAUUCCUCUUUAAUAUGACUUCAGGGUUAUUGUCGUGGUUUGGGCGUACAUUUUGUUGAAGGUUUUGAUAACCAGAGUGAUCUCAGAGUUCUGGGAGCUUUCACCCCGAUUAUUUAAACCAAUCGAUCUGGAACUUCUUGGAUCUGCUUUACAAUUGAAAUGUGACUGACUAACAGCCUGUCCUAACGGCAUGCCGUCCAGUGUUGCCUAUAGGAGUGUCCUAACGCAGCACGACGUGGCCCGCCGCUUUUACCCCAGCGCCCUGUUUCUAUCUUCCUCUCUGUCGCUCACGUAGACGGACGACAAACGAGGGGGCACUGGCACUUGUUUUCUCUCCCGUCAGAGCUCGUUAGCUUGUUGUACAAAGUGGAGAUGACGUUGCAUUAAUAAUAUCCACAUCACGGUUGAAAUGUAGAGCUGUGACUCGUGUCAACACCGGGGGAAAAAAAAAAGUUUUUUGGCUCACUGUGGGCCGUUUAUUGACGAGCCUCUGUGUUGUGAUUUGAGUGAACAGCUCAUCAAUAACAAUCACCACACUUCAGUUUGUCCACCUUCAAAAUAAAAGCAUUAGAUUUAAUUCUGUGUGCACGGGGAAACCCGAAAUCCACAUAGCAGAGAGUGAAAUAUUUAAUGGACGCAGUGUGGACAGUCUGCGUGUGAUCAUGCACGAUGCAACGCUAUAUAUAAGGCUCGCGUGCUGUUAGGACACGGUGUGCGGGUGUUUUCACACCAAACCUGUUUGGUUUUGUCAAAACAAACUCAAGUCCGCUAGCCAUGUUAGUGCGGCUCGUUUGCUCUGGUCUGAAUGCUGUCAAUCAAACCCUGGUGCAGAUCAAACAACUGUACUGAGACUGCUUAGAAAGGUGGCUCUCUGUCCGCUCCUUUUCAGACUCUGGUGCAGUUUGUUCGUAGUAAGAACAUGAAGCGACCUAGAUCAAGACCUAACUGCAGGAAGUAACCACCGUGGAUCCUCUCUGUUCAUCAUCACUGAACACAUAAGACCACAGGCGGACCUGACAGAGCUUCACUAACAGUCUGGGUGGAUGAGCAGGUCCUGGUUCAGGAGCAUCAACGUGCUCCUUCUCCUGAACGGUCUCGAUGAGCGUCUUCAGCGACUCCAGAACAUCAACCAUAUUAUUAUUCUCAAACUGUAUUGUUUGCUUACAGUGAUGAAUGCAAACAAUAUAAAAAGCGAUGAGCCGACAUCAGUCUGCGUAGUCAUCUGUCUAUUUAGAAAUCGUGAAGUGUCUUUAGAGCAGCCACAGCCAAUCAGGAGUCGACUAGCAUCAAACACAGUCUGCUUGUAAAUGUCCCCGAGUGAACACAGACCAAACCAGAGGUAAUUAUACAGCAAAGGAAGAAAUGGGUUCAUGAUUCAGACCAGAGCAAAUGAUCUAGCGGUGUGGAAACACCCUAAAAUAUGACUUGUUUACCGCACUAAGCAAUAAUCCUGCAGUUUAUUCAGUAAAUCGAGCGAGUGCUGGUCAAAGAUCGUUUUGUUUUUUUAAAAGAAUCCUGAGCUGAGUGUUUAAAUGAAGGGUUAGCGAUAGUUAAUCAAUAAAUCAUGUGCACUGAAAAAAGAGCCGUCAUCUCUAGCCACUGAAAAAACUCUGACAUAUCACAGCCAAGAGAUCCAGAUGGGAAGUACCAAUCAAACGCCUCACCAGGCUCCCCUGUGCGUACUCACUCUCAACGCACUUCACCGGCGCCGGAGGUAUUCCACGUCUCCCGGAGGAUGGCAGAGAAAGCUCAGCUCAAAUGCCACAGUUACCUGUAACCACUCGCCGCCCUGCUUAACAGGACAAGAAAGACAGAAGGCUGCGGAGAAAGCGAGGUUAGAGAGGACAUUCACAAGACAUGCUUUCUUAAUCCCUGAGGGAAGGUUCAGUUUAAAGGGGACAUAUUAUGAAAAAUCCACUUGUACAGUGUUUUUGAACAUAUAUUUGGUAACCUGAGAGUCUACUGACCCACAAAAUGUGAAAUAAACCCAUCCAGUCCUUUGUUUGUGGUCUGCAUAAGUCUUACAACACAGAGAAAAAUGCUCUGUUUCAAAUAUGAUCUCCUUGUGAUGUCACAGUGGGAUUCUGGUAAAAAAAAAAUCCCCUCCCCUGGUAUCUCCACCCAUGGACUCCACCCCCAGCCUAGAACAAAACUUUUGAGCAGGUCCGCCAUUUUUAGUCUUGCUACAGAGGAGUGAUGUCUACAUGGAAAACUCAGGGGGGUUCAUUUAAAGAGACACACACACCAAAACGGAGCGUUCUGAGAGAGCUGGUUUAUACAGGGUCACAAACCUCCUCUGGUGCUUGAUUCAUGUUAUAUUUUGACCAAAGCACAGCACAGAUGUUUCAUUUAGACCACAGGGGACUGUUUGAAAAGGUGGAGAAGGAGGAUAAUAUGUCCUCUUUGAAUAAAGCGAUCAAAAAUAUAGAAAACUUUGAAAAUGCAUGUUCUGUUGAUGGAGUUUGGAUCGACUGUUAAGGAUGAAACACUCUGAACCCUGAUAGGCUUUGUCGACACAUCAGGAUCAUUUUAAACAAUGAAACAAGUGUCCAAACAUCCUGAAUACAUGAAUGCAAAGAAUUUUCAUUGUUUCAAAUCACGCCAUUACAAAUAUUUGUCCUAUUUUUUUUCCGAACAAACAUCAAGACAUCUGCUCUCAAGGUCCCCCCCCCCCCCCAACACAGAGCUCAAAAUAGCUCAUUUUCCUUUUUAUGCAAAACACUUGCAAUAGUGACGAAAACGGAAAGUUUGUCAUACUUAACGCUGUGUCGCAAUAAAUGCAGCAACAGUCGUGAAACAGAAAGUGACAUUGUUGACGUAUAAGUCACAGGGGCGUGACAUUUCGACUGGAGCAGGAAAGUUCUGCAGAUUCACAGCUCGUUUGCUUUCUUGAUCUUGUGAUCUCGGUGACUGAGUUAGAUACACUUAGCAGCCUGACAGAGAAACAAGACAAAAAGGUUAAAGCAUCCCCCGGUUUCCACAAGAAGACCUGCCCGACUCAUGACUGGUGUGACCUUGUUUUGGGUGUGAGAGUCUAACACAACAGGAAAACCGUUUGAUACAAUCAUUUCACUAGAGUUUUGAAACUGACUCAUCAGCCUGUGAGCAAGUGGAGACUCGCAGGACUAAAUAUUUGCUUAUGUGUGACUUUAGAUAGAUGAUGUAAAGUGUUUAUUUAGAUGGUUAACCUCCGGUUCAGUAUGUGUGAGUCAUCAGUGUGUAAUGGUUUUCAGAGGGAAUCCUCCGCUGUGAUUUCUCCUCCUAACAUGCUAAAAAUAGAACUGUACUUGUUAGAACGACUCUAGCGAGGGUACCUCUGAUUUUCAGAGGCUGAUACUGAAUGUUUUUGUGAUCCUGAUUCCUGUAGAAACACUGGCAGGUCAAAAUAUCCCCCAGAACGCCAGAGAAGAUUCAAUCCGUUAAACGUUUAGACUCUCAUGACCUUUAGAUUCCUUUUAGAUAAUGUUUCUGAGCAGAUUCUGCUUCCUGUCUCUGAGUCUGUAACAACCAGUGUGUUGAGUGUGUUCACAUGGACUCGAGGUCCCCCCGGUUCUGAUCAUCUUCAGGAUGUGGUGUUUACAUGCACUCAGAGAAACCUGCUUAUUCACAUCCCUGUGCACAUAAUGAAUACUGGUAUUCUGGUUACUGAUUAGUGCUGGCGCUUGUGAUGUUUAUUUUUUGCGACCACUGUGGCUUAUAGCAGGUUUAGCACUAUUAAAUGUCAACAUGGCGUUGCAGAUAUCUCAUAUCCACCUAAUUUCCAGUAACAGGAAAGACAAACUCAGUGUCUUCGACGCUGCAGAAGUAAGACGCUCUAGUUGUCACAGGGAUAUUUGUUUUGCUGAUGCGUCUCUUGGCUGAGGCCGCGCCUGUGCAGGUAGUCUGCAGCCGUCACAAACCGGGCUCACAUGUCGCAUGUUUUCUAGGUAGCACCAGGAUAUCAUGUUUACAUGCACAAACACAAAAACUAACUACUUUAAAAACUUGAUCAAAACCGGGACGCUCAAGUCCAUGUGAACACACUCAGACUGCAUGU